GGAAGCGGCGGCCCCGAGCGGGAGGAGCGGCGCGGCGCGGGCCGGGCGCAGGGCAGCGGGCGCGGCUGAGAGCGGCGGGGGCCGGCCGGCCGACCUCCCUCCCUUUCCCCCCUCCCGGCGCCCGGCGGGGGAGCGGUUGUCCGCGGGGGCCGCCCGGUUCCCGUGGCAACGCGGGGCGCGGCGGCGCAGGCGGCCGGGCGGCGGCCAUGGGCAGCUGGGCCGCGGCGACAUGGCGGCUUGGUGGCUCCAGCGUGCGCGGCGGCCUCCGCGCCGUACCGCGGCGGCGGGGCAGUUCCCGGCCCGGCGGUGGGGACCGGGCGGCGAUCCUGAGCGACCUGCUGCAGAGCUCGGUGGAGGCCGAGGAGCCGGGCGCGGAGGCGGCGAGGCGGGAGCCGCGGUCCCCCCGGGAGGGCACGGUGCUGCUCUUCCCCGGGCAGGGCAGCCAGUUCGUGGGGAUGGGCCGCGGGCUGCUGCAGUUCCCCGGCGUGCGGGACAUGUACCGCCUGGCCGAGAAGGUGCUGGGCUACGACCUGCUCUCCCUCUGCCUGGAGGGGCCGCAGGGCGAGCUGGACCGCACCCGGCACUGCCAGCCCGCCGUGUUCGUCGCCUCCCUGGCCGCCGUGGAGAAGCUCAACCACCAGCAGCCUAAAGUGGUGGAGAGCUGCGUGGCGGCGGCGGGAUACAGCGUGGGGGAGUUCGCGGCGCUGGUCUUCGCUGGAGCCCUGGACUUCGCCGAAGCGCUGUAUGCGGUGAAAGUGCGCGCCGAAGCCAUGCAAAAGGCGUCGGAAGCUGUCCCCAGCGGAAUGCUAUCGGUUAUCGGUCGGCGGGAGGCAAAUUAUAAAUUUGCCUGCUUGGAAGCCCGUAAACACUGUGAAUCACUGGGUAUAGAAAACCCCGUAUGCGAAAUCGCAAAUUAUUUGUUUCCCGACAGCAGAGUCAUUGCAGGACACUUGCAGGCUUUGAAGUUUUUGCAGGACAAUGCCCGAAAAUAUUAUUUUACACGUGCAAAAAUGCUUCCGGUCAGUGGGGCUUUUCAUACCAGACUUAUGGAACCAGCAGUAGAGCCACUGGCUGAAGUCCUAAAAUCGAUUGAGAUUCAGAAACCACUGGUCUGUGUCUAUUCCAAUGUUGAUGGCAAAAAGUACAUGCACUCAAAGCAUAUUCAGAAGCUGUUAGUGAAGCAGGUGGUGUCACCUGUUAUGUGGGAACAGACCAUGCAUUCUGUAUACGAACGAAAGCAAGGAACAGAAUUUCCUUACACGUACGAAGUGGGGCCCGGGAAGCAACUAGGAACCAUUCUCAAAAAGUGUAAUUUAAAGGCCUGGAAACAAUAUAAGCAUGUAGAUGUUCUGGAAGAUGAGGAAGCAACAGAGACCUAAGUAGCCUGUUGAGAAAAAUCCUUGCAACUUGGUUUCUUUCUGCCUAAUUUAAAAAUAACGUUGUGCUUCCAAAGAGGAAGGUUUAAAACAUUCAUGGCUUCUCACGAUGAAAAGAGCACCGUGCUAAUCACAGCGAACAUUUUCCUUCCCCGUGUGCCUCAGGUGUGGAAGGGGAGAGCACAGUCUGGCUCUUCCAUCUGUGUCAGGACUGCAAAACUGCCAAUAAACAUGCCCAAUAGCCUGUUUGGCCUCAAUCCUGCAAGCAACUUCCACUCUCUUAUUUUUUUUUCCCUUUUUAAAAAAUUUGGAGGGGGUGUGGAUUCAAAUUAAAGUCAGUAGCUUCAGCUGUCUGGUGCAGGGAUCUUCCACAUGGAUACAGCGGCAGAACCAGGCUGUUGGCUCCGAAUGAUGGGGGCUCUGGGCUGGGUCUGAGGGUGCGUUUAGAGAAGCCAUCUGGUUGAUGUGGCUGUCGGUAUGUUGGUGAUCCUGUUUCCUAACUCGCCUGACUUGUGGGAUGUUGAUCUGUGCAAAAUUAUUCUCUGUCCACAUUGCCAGGCAGCAGCAGGGUAAGGCAGAAGUUGUUAUUAGGAACAUAAUUUUCUUAAGGUUAACCAGUAAAUAAAGUAUAAAGCUUUUCUUGAUA
This is a messenger RNA of Columba livia (rock pigeon), 2022 nucleotides long. It is a transcript of the gene MCAT, whose product is annotated as malonyl-CoA-acyl carrier protein transacylase. Gene Ontology annotation, molecular function: transferase activity. Lineage: Eukaryota; Metazoa; Chordata; Aves; Columbiformes; Columbidae. Bases 207 to 1379 code for a protein of 390 amino acids. The transcript is spliced from 4 exons. The record is from RefSeq and is a predicted model, not a curated record.